Messenger RNA from Aspergillus clavatus NRRL 1, 3774 nucleotides. RefSeq names its product putative copper resistance-associated P-type ATPase. Bases 1 to 3774 code for a protein of 1257 amino acids. Gene Ontology annotation, biological process: copper ion homeostasis; monoatomic cation transport. The record is from RefSeq and is a predicted model, not a curated record. The transcript has a single exon. Gene Ontology annotation, molecular function: ATP binding; P-type divalent copper transporter activity; ATP hydrolysis activity. NCBI's taxonomy places the organism in Eukaryota, Fungi, Ascomycota, Eurotiomycetes, Eurotiales, Aspergillaceae. Gene Ontology annotation, cellular component: membrane.
AUGUCAUUACAAACGAAACCCCUUGCGUCUUCGUCCCUUGCAGAAUCAAAUGUCCGCUGUCUCAAAAGCUUGUUCUUCGUUAGCAACGUGCAUUGUUCCUCGUGCGUCGCAUAUAUCACCGAAGUACUAUCGGAGGUAUCAGGGGUCCAUGACAUUGACGUUUCUAUCCUAACCCAUGAGGUUCGCGUGCUGCACAACUCAGAGACCAAACCUUCGGUAUUGGCCAAGGCUCUGAUUGGAGCGGCCUUCGAAGUGCAUCAUGUCACCACAUAUGACCGUGAAGGGACAGUGAUCUCAGAUCUCGACACGAGCGCAUGGCUUUCACCGGAUUCUAUGAUCUUUUCACCUGAACAGGAUCAUGCUCCUACAUCGAAUACUGAACGCAAUCAACACAUCGCCAACUGCGAUGCAUGCAGGAAGGAAGGGCUCAAUAGACCAGCGACAGUGACGGAGGCGCAUGGCGCUACCGCUGCCUCUCCAAAAGAUGUCAAGAAACGAUAUGCGAGUUACCGAUCUUUAGGUGCAAAGGACUUAUCUGAUACGGAGAGUUUUGUUUCUCAAACAUCUGGAGCAGCCGCUGGCCCUUCUGCAGGUUCUGAUAACCCCCAGCAAUUGCACUCGCCCCGCGAUGAAGAGUUCAAUGCCCGUAUUAGCAUCAGCGGUAUGAGCUGCGCGUCUUGUGUCAACACAGUGACGAAAGAAGUUCGGCAGUUGGACAUUGUGCGCGACAUUACUGUCAACCUUCUCACGAAUAGUGCAACCUUGGUUUACACAGGCCCGCAAACGAACAUCGAAAAGAUCAUCGAUCGCAUCGAGGACAUUGGCUUUGAAACGUCGGUCGAUGAAGUCAACAAAGUUGUGCCACCCGGACCUUCUGCCUACCUCGCCGAAAUAUCCAUUGGUGGGAUGACCUGCGGAUCUUGCUCUGCAACAGUUACUCGAGGACUCGAAGAAUUGCCCUUUGUAACCGACGUUUCUGUGAACCUUUUGGCUCACAGUGGGAAAGUUCGGUUCGUGGGUCAAGACAACAUUGACGCAAUCCUGGAGAAGAUUGAUGACCUUGGCUACGAGGCGUCUCUCAACAGCGUUGAACCUUUUACUUUGGACGAUGAGAAAAAUAUCAUCAAGAAGCGGGUAGUCUCUAUCCGAAUCGAUGGUAUGUUCUGCCACCAUUGUCCAGACCUGGUCUUUGGCGCCCUGCAAGGCUUUCCGGAUGUUGAAUUCGAACGAACACUGUCCCUUCAGAAUCCCAUUCUCAAGAUCACUUACAUCCCAAACCCUCCCUCUCUGACCAUCAGGACGAUCCUACAAGCCAUCGAGGCAGCACACCAUGCAUUUCGGGCCACUGUGUACCACCCACCGAGCGUGGAAGACCGCUCUCGUGCAAUGCAGCUGCAUGAACAGCGCAGAUUGUUGAUACGCUUCAUCUUUGUGCUGCUGGUAGCCAUCCCGACGUUCCUCAUCGGCAUUGUGUUCAUGAGUCUUGUGUCACCGACCAAUCGGGUCAGGAAGUAUCUGGAACAGCCUAUGUGGGUUGGGAGUGUUUCACGUAUAGAAUGGGCGCUCUUUAUCAUGACUACACCGGUGAUGUUUUAUGGCACCGACAUCUUCCACGUACGAGCGAUAAAAGAGAUUUCUUCACUUUGGCGACCAGGUAGCCGUGUCCCGAUUUUGCAGAGGUUUUAUCGCUUUGGCAGCAUGAACCUUCUCAUCUCUGCCGGCACGACUGUAGCCUAUGUCUCUUCAUUGGCUAUUCUCAUCAUGGAUGCGGUCUCCGAUACGUCCGUCAGCACCCACACUUCGACUUACUUCGAUUCCGUUGUGUUUCUAACCUUGUUUAUCUUGGCUGGCCGAUACAUGGAGGCCUACAGCAAGGCCCGCACCGGCGAUGCAGUUGCCUCUCUUGGAAAAUUGAGACCUUCUGAAGCAUUGUUAGUUGAGAAUCUCUCGGCUUCUGGUCAGCCCUCUCCAAAUGAGACCCAGCGAAGAAUCGGCAUCGAUUUACUGGAGGUUGGGGAUGUGGUUAGCAUCCCUCAUGGUGCCUCGCCACCGGCAGAUGGUACCAUCGUAGGGCAAAACUCUUAUCAAUUCGACGAAAGCUCUUUGACCGGAGAAUCCAAGCCGGUGCACAAGACGACGGGUGAUCAUGUUUACACCGGAUCCGUGAACGUUGGCCAGCCUGUGAAGAUCCAAGUCACGGCGCUUGGAGGCUCAUCGAUGUUAGACCAGAUCAUCAACGUGGUUCGCGAAGGGCAGAGCAAACGAGCCCCUCUCGAACGAGUUGCAGACAUACUUACUUCCCAUUUCGUCCCUGUCAUCACGCUUAUUGCCAUCCUCACGUUUCUCAUCUGGCUUUCCCUCGGACUCUCCGGAGCUUUACCUGACGAUUAUCUCGAUGUUGCGCGUGGAGGCUGGACAUUCUGGAGUGUGGAGUUUGCCAUCGCCGUGUUCGUGGUCGCUUGCCCGUGCGGAUUAGCUCUUGCUGCUCCCACAGCCCUCUUCGUUGGAGGCGGGUUGGCUGCAAAACAGGGAAUUCUUGUCAAAGGUGGGGGAGAGGCCUUUCAGGAAGCGAGCCGUUUGAAUGCUGUCAUCUUCGACAAGACCGGUACCCUUACCGAAGGUGGUCAACUCAAAGUGUCUGAUCAUGAAGUCCUCCUCUCGAACGACGAGCAGAUUCACAUCGCCUGGGCUCUCGCUCAGAAGCUUGAAGAAAGCAGCAAUCAUCCCAUUGCUCAAGCGGUCUCGGAUUUCUGUCAGGGAAAGUCUACUCUCUCUGUUCUAUCCUCCGAUAUCGAGGAGAAAUCCGGACGGGGAAUGAGGGGUACAUUCACUGUCGCGAUCGAGAGCACGGCAUCGAAGUCCAACGCAACAGCGACCUAUGAAGCUGCAAUUGGCAAUGAGGAUCUUCUCCGGAGCCUUGUUUCCCCAGACGCCAACACUUCACACAUUUCCAGCCUGCUCCUCAAGUAUCAGUCAUUGGGCAAAUCCACUGCUAUUCUGUCACUUCGCAAGAUUGAACCCACUUCCGCAGACAAAUCCUAUUUUGUACCUGCACUCGUCUUCGCGACCACCGACUCCAUCCGCCAGGAUGCAUCAAAAGUCAUCGCGGAGCUCCGCAAGCGCCAAGUCGACGUGUUCAUGUGCACAGGCGACAACAAAACCACCGCCUACGCCGUCGCCGACAUGGUCGGCAUCCCCCGGUCCAACGUCAUGGCCAACGUCAUGCCAGCCGGCAAGGCGGACUUUGUCCGCAAGGUGCAAGACGGGCUGUACCCCGUCCGCUACGACGACGCAGCAGAAAGCCAGAAGAACCGCACCGGCGCGCACUCCAUCGUCGCCUUCGUCGGCGACGGUGUCAACGACUCGCCCGCCCUCGCCGCCGCCGACGUCAGCAUCGCCAUGGCGUCCGGCUCCGACGUCGCCAUGAACUCGGCCAGCUUCAUCCUCCUCAACUCCGACCUCGACACGAUCCUGCAGCUGGUCCUGCUCAGCCGGCGCGUCUUCAAGCGCGUCAAGCUGAACUUCGGCUGGGCCGUCGUUUACAAUCUCUGCCUUGUGCCUGUUGCGGCGGGCGUCUUCUACCCGAUCGUCAGUGGACACAAGCAGAUGUGGAUGGGGGGUGAGCUUGUCACGGUCAAUGAGCAUUGGAGACUCAGCCCUGUCUGGGCUGCGUUGGCCAUGGCUUUGAGUAGUAUCUCUGUCAUUUGCAGUAGUCUGGCUCUGGCGAUUGAUGGACAGAAGAUUCGAAAAAUCCUUGGUUUGUCCCGGCGUUAG